Molecule: messenger RNA, 930 nt
Organism: Capsicum annuum
Lineage: Eukaryota; Viridiplantae; Streptophyta; Magnoliopsida; Solanales; Solanaceae
Product: ethylene-responsive transcription factor LEP-like
Exons: 2
Coding region: 1-930 (309 amino acids)
Biological process (GO): regulation of DNA-templated transcription
Molecular function (GO): DNA-binding transcription factor activity; DNA binding
Source: RefSeq, a predicted model, not a curated record
AUGGAUUUCAUCAAAUCAUCCACUUCUUCAUCAACUAAUAAGAGCACAAAACCAAGAAAGAACAAUGGUGCUAGUACUCAAAGUGUCAAGCAAAAGGCAGAGGAACAACAGAGCAAUAUUCGAUAUCUAGGAGUGAGGCGAAGGCCAUGGGGUCGAUAUGCUGCAGAGAUAAGAGAUCCCACCACGAAAGAAAGGCAUUGGCUCGGGACAUUUGACACUGCUCAAGAAGCCGCAUUGGCCUAUGACAGAGCUGCACGCGCCAUGCGCUCUAACAACAAAUCUAACAAACCAACUCGAACUAACUUUGUCUACUCAGACAUGCCACAUGGCUAUUCUGUCACCUGUAUAGUCUCCCCAGAUGAGGUUUAUCAACACCAACAACAACAGAUAUUGGUCUUUGGUCAGGCCGAGAAUGCUCCUGCUCCCACGGUCGAUUGUGGGGCCCGCUUCAGUCACUUUUCCGCCAGCAACAUGAAUAAUGUUGGUGGCGACAGUGGUAGUGGUGGUGCAGAUUUCGCGUUACAACAAUACUACUGUAACCACAACUACGACAUGCAUAUGGAAGACAGUUACAGGUACGACAGUAAUAAUACAACGUCAAUAGAAUUGCCACCAUUGCCAGAUGAUAUAACAAGCAGUGGCAACAACUGUUACUACUUCAAUGAACAAAGUACACAACUUCCAAUAACAACAAUUUCAGAAAUGGGAUACAACAACAGCAACAACAAUGACAGUUUGAAUGAAAUGAUAAUUGGUACAAAUAAUGAAUAUCAAUAUGGAGGAAGUACAAUCACUACAACAAGCGGUACAACUGCAACAGCUGGGAGUUUUAGUUAUUUUGGUUUUGAUGAUUGUUUACAGCCACUGCAAUGCAGUAGUAACAUGCAAGAUAAAUCCAACAAUAAUAGUUUGGCUUAUUGGUUCUCAUGA